Molecule: messenger RNA, 593 nt
Organism: Achroia grisella
Lineage: Eukaryota; Metazoa; Arthropoda; Insecta; Lepidoptera; Pyralidae
Gene: NdufA3
Exons: 1
Coding region: 126-353 (75 amino acids)
Source: RefSeq, a predicted model, not a curated record
GUAAACUUUUGUAUUCGACAUUUGGUUAUAAUUUUAUAAAAAAUUUGUCAUUUGAAAUUGUAGUUUAAAUUGAAAUAUUUCACUUGCAGCUGUACUGAUUAAUUAGUACAAAUUAUCAGUUAGCAAUGGCUGCACCAGUGUCAAGACGAACAAUCGGCCAACUUCUCAAACAGGGAUGGAACGAGAUCCCUGAAAUUAUUGCUUCCACGGGCCUCGCUCUUGUCGGUGCUGGUUUGGCGACGAUAGGAUGUUACAAUUACACAAAGAACGAUGGUGACAAUAAAAGAUACAAGAUGACCUACGUCGUAAUGAGGCCGGAUGACCCGAGAGUGCAAAAAAUUCGAAAGGACUAAAUUACAUUCGUGUUUCAAUGUUAGUAAAUCACUAGUGUAUUAUGUAAUAAAACUUGCUGUUGUUAAUAUCAGUUUGUUUUUGCUUGGUUUAUUUAAUUAAGUCAAUACAGGAUGGUACAUACAUAUAUGGUAUAUAUUAACUAAAAUCUUGUCGACAAAUAGCAUUAGUAAAAAAUAAUAGCAUAUUAAGAUUAUGAAGCUAAAUUGUGUAAAUAAAUAUUAUGGGACACCGAUAAUUUA